CCCAAUUUUGGCAUUUGGUAACCGGUUGACGGUAGAAUUAGCUGGUGACUUGUAAAUGGCAAUAACGUAAGAACUCUUCCCUUUGUUGUUUCCCAGUCCCUGUAGUUAGGUCCUAUUUUGAUUCGCCGACCGCCCAACCCACAGCGGAAGUGAACCAGAGAGGAGACGAUGAAUGGAAACGGCAGGAGGCAAAGAAUUUCAGUGGAAGAAGAUGACAAGGGUUUUAUUUGGAAACUUCCGCAGCUUAAACUCAAGGACGUCGGUAAGGUUGGUCCUGCUUUCGGACUCGGUGCUGGCUGCGGUCUCGGCUUUGGUGCCGGCCUCAUUGGAGGCGCUGGCUUUGGUCCUGGAAUUCCUGGCUUGCAAUUUGGCUUUGGUUUUGGUGCUGGUUGCGGGGUUGGUUUAGGAUUUGGCUAUGGUGUCGGUAGGGGUGUCGCUCAUGAUGAGAACCGUACAUAUUCCAAUGUUAAAAGCUUAUUUGGCUACCAGCAUCCUCCUUUGCAGGAUGAAAUUAGUGGCCUAAUCGAUGAGCUUGUGAUUAAUACCAAGAAGGUAGCUAUAGCAGCUACUAGGGAAAUCGAGAAGUGGAGAAGAUGAUUGAACUUGUAGGAUGGAUGGCUCAUUUGUGAAUGUUGUUGAAUAGGAAAGGACUCUUAUUUUGUUGUAUAG
Messenger RNA from Hibiscus syriacus, 669 nucleotides. RefSeq names its product keratin, type I cytoskeletal 14-like. Bases 169 to 597 code for a protein of 142 amino acids. The record is from RefSeq and is a predicted model, not a curated record. The transcript has 3 exons. Lineage: Eukaryota; Viridiplantae; Streptophyta; Magnoliopsida; Malvales; Malvaceae.